AUGAGUCAGAGUAAGGGCGCCUUGAAUCGUGCCGUCAAAAACGCUUAUCUCAGUCUAGUCAAACGCGUGCCGUCUUCAGCUGCCAACGACGCCGAUAAUAGUCGCUUCACUGAUGCGUCAGAUAGCGACAUCGUCACCAACAGUCUACCAGUUAGCAAUAACUUUGAAAACACUAUCGACAGCAGCUAUCCAAGUGACCUCAACACCAAUUCCACCAACACACCAAGCGACUUCAAUGUCAUCGUCUGCGAUUGGAGUUUGAUAUCGUCGAAUGUCAAUUAUUUUGGUGUUGUCGAAAUGGUAGAGGAUCUUGGUCGUCUACUCGCCGAUUUCGUGCACUUCCUGCACCUGAACUAUCACGAUGUUUACUUGAUCGGCCACUCGUUGGGCGCGCAAAUUGCCGGGAGUGCUGGCAAGCAAGUGCAAGCAUUUCGCUUUAACACCAUUUAUGCGCUCGAUCCUGCUGGGCCGAAAUUUCGCGAUCUAACCGAUGAGUAUUGCAUCGAUCCCACCGAUGCUGAGUAUGUUGAAUCCAUACAGACAAGCAGUAGUUUAGGCUUCGAAGAGCCAGUUGGUCAUGCGACUUUCUAUCCCAAUUAUGGUCGCGAUCAGAAGAAAUGCUACAUCUAUGGCUGUUCCCAUAGGCGUGCCUAUCACUAUUUUGCCGAAUCGAUUACCAGCAAAUUGGGUUUUUGGGGCACACUUUGUCGUCGCGAAUCGGAGGAUGUUUGGAUAAUUUCGGAAUCGGGUGCAGAGUUUCGCAUGGGUGGUGAACCUUCGACACCGAAGCGGGGCACAUUCUAUGUAAAGACUGCAGAUCGACCGCCAUAUGCUUUGGGUCGCAAUGUACAGCCGCUUAGGUUGGUCACACCGACGAUAGAUGAUGCGGCAGAUGGAAGUGUCGAAAUGAAGUCGCCAUUAAAUGAGUUUUGAUGUUCUUUUUUUUGAGUCGU
This is a messenger RNA of Rhagoletis pomonella (apple maggot), 953 nucleotides long. RefSeq names its product probable phospholipase A1 magnifin. Lineage: Eukaryota; Metazoa; Arthropoda; Insecta; Diptera; Tephritidae. Gene Ontology annotation, molecular function: lipase activity. The record is from RefSeq and is a predicted model, not a curated record.